AUGGAAGAAAAACAAAGUUGUAGUUAUACCCUUAAAGAGGAUAAUUUAAAAAAGUUGGAAGAGGAGACAGCAUACGUUACCCGUUCUACUAGUGCAGAGAGUCUUCAUUCAAUAGACAGUGAUGCAUCUAGCUGGACUUCAACUUCUACCACCUCUACAUCUAGAGCCAAAACAUAUUUCUGCAGCUAUAAAGAUUGUGAAAAAGUUUUUACAAGACCAUCAUUGUUGACAGAACAUCAAUUAUCUUUCCAUCAAGGUAUUAAGCAAUUUACUUGUGAUAUAUGCCAAAAGAGUUAUUCAAGGAUGUACCACCUAGAAAGACAUUUAAUAAGCCAUUCAACCGAGAAACCAUUUCAUUGUUCAUUUUGCAAUAAGGGUGUUACUACGAAGCAACAACUUAAAAGACAUGAAAUAACCCAUACCAAAUCGUUCAAAUGCACAUACCUAGGUUGUGACCAAAGUUUCUAUAAACAUCCACAAUUACGGUCACAUAUAUUGGCUGUUCAUGAACAAAAGUUAUCUUGUAAAAUAUGCUCCAAAACAUUCCAACGUCCCUACAGAUUAAAAAAUCAUAUGAUAAAACACCAUAACCCAUUAAAUGAAAAACCUUAUCAGUGUUCAUUCACAUCCUGCUCACUGAAUUUUAAAACAUGGUCACAGUUGCAAUCUCACAUUAAAAAUGACCAUCCCAAGUUAAAAUGUCCUAUAUGUGGUAAACCUUGUGUUGGAGAACAAGGUUUACAGAUGCAUAUCCUUAUCCAUGAUGAUUCGAUGGUCAUACGAAAUUGGAAAUGCCAUACUUGCACUACGCCCACUUCUUUUGCAAAGAAAAACGAUUUAGUUCAACAUUACAUUGAAUGUCAUGAUAAUAAGAUUCCAAUUGAAUUACAAAGUGAUAACCUCCCUGAAGAAGUUUUGCAGAGCUCAGCUUCAAAGAGUAGUACUGAGCUCCCUUCACCUAUGGCGAAAAAAAGAAAAAUUAUUAAUAAUUUUCAAAGUAUUAAGUCUGAAAUAAAUUUAGAAAAUAUGAUUUAUACCCAAGGAAAAUCAGGUAAAGAUUUAAUCCUUAUGGCUGCAGGUAAAAUAUUCAAGUGUACAUUUCCCAAAUGUUACAGAACAUUUAAAACGGAAGAACGCUUUAAUACUCAUAUUUCGAAACAUAAAAUCCAUUUGUUAAAGUUGAAGAUCAUGCAAGAAAAAUCUGAAGAAACACAACUAGCAAAUACCCAACAAACUAAUGAAAAGACUGCAAGUUUAGUGAGUAAACUACCAAACCUCAUGAAUGAGUUUAAUGACGUUAAUUCUCCAGUAACAAAAGAUAAGAGAGAAAAUACUAAGAACCCUUAA
This is a messenger RNA of Henningerozyma blattae CBS 6284, 1347 nucleotides long. RefSeq names its product Pzf1p (gene PZF1). The transcript has a single exon. Gene Ontology annotation, biological process: regulation of transcription by RNA polymerase II. Bases 1 to 1347 code for a protein of 448 amino acids. The record is from RefSeq and is a predicted model, not a curated record. Gene Ontology annotation, cellular component: nucleus. Lineage: Eukaryota; Fungi; Ascomycota; Saccharomycetes; Saccharomycetales; Saccharomycetaceae.